AUGGCUUCCUCGUCGUCCAACGUGGUGGGUGUCCACUACAGAGUAGGAAAGAAGAUCGGUGAAGGGUCUUUUGGUGUGAUCUUCGAGGGUACAAAUCUCCUGAACAACCAGCAGGUUGCCAUCAAAUUUGAACCCCGGAAGAGCGAUGCUCCUCAAUUGCGAGAUGAGUACCGGACAUACAAAAUAUUAGUUGGAUGCCCUGGCAUUCCCAAUGUCUACUACUUUGGUCAGGAAGGUUUACAUAACAUCCUUGUGAUUGACCUACUCGGUCCCAGUCUCGAGGACCUUUUCGAUCAUUGUAAUCGACGCUUCUCCGUGAAGACCGUCGUUAUGGUCGCUAAGCAAAUGCUCUCCCGAGUCCAAACAAUCCACGAAAAGAAUCUGAUCUACCGUGAUAUCAAACCCGAUAACUUCCUCAUCGGCCGCCCGAACUCCAAGGCCGCCAAUGUGAUCCACGUCGUCGAUUUCGGAAUGGCCAAGCAAUACCGAGACCCCAAAACCAAGCAACAUAUUCCCUACCGUGAGCGAAAGUCGCUGUCCGGUACAGCGCGCUACAUGAGUAUUAACACCCACCUGGGACGCGAGCAGUCGCGACGAGAUGACCUUGAGGCUUUGGGCCACGUUUUCAUGUACUUUCUUCGAGGUGGCCUGCCGUGGCAGGGCCUGAAGGCUGCCACCAACAAACAGAAGUACGAGAAGAUCGGGGAGAAGAAACAGACAACCGCUAUCAAGGAACUGUGCGAAGGAUUUCCAGAAGAAUUCACCAAAUAUCUUAGCUAUGUGCGCAACCUUGGUUUCGAGGAUACUCCCGACUACGAUUACCUGCGGGACUUGCUUACCCAGGCCCUCAAGAACGCUGGAGAAGUUGAAGAUGGAGAAUACGAUUGGAUGAAACUGAACAACGGUCGAGGAUGGGAGUACAAGUCGUACUCGUCUCAGCAGGCCCUCCAGAACUCCGCCAUCCAUACUUCUGCUAGAGAUCUCCAUGGGCAGCAAAUUCGCAACAGCUCCAGACCGGGUGUGACCGCUGACCGUUUAAAUGCCGCGCAACCCCCGCCCCCGUCUCCUGCGAAACCCGGAGCCGGGAAGACGCGCGAGCCGCAAAACGUCAGAGGCGGCAUACCGCCGAAACGCCAGAGCGGGGGAUUCGAUGCGACACCAGCCGCGUCGACAGUGGCACAGUUCCAGAACUCGAACGCCAAUAUCUCGGGGCAUCGAAUCGGCAGCCCGGCGACCCCAGCGAAGAGCCAGCCAACCCCAGGCGGCCAGCAGGCGAGCAAUGAGCCGCAGCCCACCUUUAUCCAGAAGGUGAUGAAAGCACUAUGCUGCGGUAGGUGA
Aspergillus mulundensis is the source of this 1338-nucleotide messenger RNA. Its product is annotated as casein kinase I. Gene Ontology annotation, biological process: endocytosis; peptidyl-serine phosphorylation; signal transduction. Gene Ontology annotation, cellular component: cytoplasm; nucleus. Gene Ontology annotation, molecular function: protein serine/threonine kinase activity; ATP binding. NCBI's taxonomy places the organism in Eukaryota, Fungi, Ascomycota, Eurotiomycetes, Eurotiales, Aspergillaceae. The record is from RefSeq and is a predicted model, not a curated record. Bases 1 to 1338 code for a protein of 445 amino acids. The transcript is spliced from 5 exons.